CCCUUUAUCGCCCUCUCGACUUGUGAGAACUAGUGCUUAGCCUAUCAGUAACAAUCUCGGAAGAAUGACGCCUAACGAAUCGAGGGGAUGGAAGGGAUGUCGUCAUUGCCAUCCAGAAAUCAAAAAAGCUUCAGCUACCUAGGCUAUGGGGGGUUUUUUUGACACCUUUAAGAUAUAUUUUGCGGAAAUUUGUAGCUCAUAUGCUCAGAGGGUUGCAAAGGCCCGCGCAGGUAACAUUCUGAAAUCCAACAAAAUAGGGAUCGACUUACAUGAGACUCCCAUGUUUUAUCUCAGCCUCAUCGCUAUGUAGUGACUGCCAAGGUGGCACAGUGGACCACUCUCGCCGCAACUCAGCCCCAUUCUUCCCGACUACGCCUCAUCUAGAUACUAUGACCCCACCAUUUCCCUCCAAACUAUUUCUUCCAUCAAUAUCUUCUCCAUCGGUAAAAAUGUCCGUUCUCACAUCAUCCUACGCGCGCCCCCUAGCCGGCCUUCAACUCCCCCCUCUCCUCCAAGGCCUAGUCCUCUUAUCUUUACUCGCGCUAGGUGCUGCUAUCUUCACAUGCGCAGACCACUACGUGCGUCUAAUCAAAUUCAUCCAACUCUCCGCCAACGAAGAGUUAAGGACCGUCACCAGCGCGAACGCGCUAAUCACAUUGGUCCGGCGCCACGAAGACAGGGCAACAAGACGCAUCAAUGAAACACGCGUAGUAAAGUCCUCCCACAUAUCCUCAAAAUGCUCACUCACACAUUGCCUUGUUCAGAACGCUGGACUCCUCUGGCCGUUCGUCGUUUCGGAGAUCUCCCAAUUGGUGGCAUGCUUCUUUGCUGCGUCGCUCGCACAGAUUUCAUUGCUUUAUGGGUAUCGCUGCGGCAGAUUCCAUGUCUUCUUAAUCGGUUUGGCUUUCCUUGCGAUAUCGCUUGUCGUGGUGCCAUGGUCGACGUUUGGAGUGCUUGCUGUAAUUGUGGCUUUGCUUCGGAUGGUUGGGGGUAGGGCGAGGAAGAUGGAUGAGAAGGGAGAGAUUGAUGGAGGUAAAGGAGACGACGAAGUGUAAUAUUGGAGAACAGCUUGAGUGUACUUCUUUUGACGUUGAAGUUCCAGGAGAGUGGGGAUGCGAAAAGGAGAUCUAACUCGGUGACACACUCAAGAGGGGUAUCAAACUGAUAGUCGU
This is a messenger RNA of Mytilinidion resinicola, 1172 nucleotides long. RefSeq lists its product as uncharacterized. The transcript has a single exon. Bases 270 to 1055 code for a protein of 261 amino acids. The record is from RefSeq and is a predicted model, not a curated record. NCBI's taxonomy places the organism in Eukaryota, Fungi, Ascomycota, Dothideomycetes, Mytilinidiales, Mytilinidiaceae.